This is a messenger RNA of Anisakis simplex (herring worm), 201 nucleotides long. The record is from the annotation of a GenBank genome assembly. NCBI's taxonomy places the organism in Eukaryota, Metazoa, Nematoda, Chromadorea, Rhabditida, Anisakidae.
AUGGAGGCAAAUACAGCAUCAGAACAAGAUUACAUGUUGGUUGACGCUGAUCCGCAUUUAUCUAAAAGUGUUCAAACAGAAAAAUGGAAGGAUCCGGUGAAUUUGGAUGAACUCGAUCGUGUUCCCGUUGAUUUUUCCGAUCCAAACGGACCCGCACUGGUGACAGAUACCGACGAAAUUGGGUCAGUGAUAGCACAGUAG